AUGCGAAAGUUGGAAUGGGACGACAUGGGAGUAAAGGUUGACGGUGUGGUACGGGAAGUCGCUCGUCGAAUCUACGACACUGAAGUCAUUAUGAAAGUGCAGGAGAGAAAGCAAGAACAUCUAGAUGCAUUUGUAACAGAACAUGUGGUAUUCAUUAUCAGCCAAGUUGAAACAGGAAGCGCCAACCCAUCCAAGGCUAUUUCGAGCAAGACGGAGCAGUUUGACAUCGAUGCAGGUAUCUUUGACAUAAGCUCAGACGAUUUCUCGCAGGCUUUCCCGUAUCACAUUUGUUUCGACAAGGAACUUUUUAUCGAACAUUUUGGACACUACAUCCGAAACGCAUAUCCAAUGGCCAUCCGUCAAGAGACAAGAGUUUCUGACAUUUUGGAGCUGGUUCAUCCUGAGGUCCCUCUGUCUUAUGAGUCUAUUCUCGCAUUCAAAAAUAGUUUAUUCGUUUUCAAAAUGAAAGGAAUUGGGGAUAUAGUGCAUUCAAAAAACGAGGAAGUGAAACCUAUUCUUCUCAAAGGUUCUAUGGUCAUCAUUUGUGGUGGCAGCUAUAUUCUUUACGUUUCUUCUGUUAAUGUUACAACAGUACGGGAACUGAUUCAACGGAACCUGCAUAUUAGUGAUAUGCAACGGCACGAUGGAACGAGGGAUCUUAUUAUGCUAAAUCAGAGUAGGAUGAGCCAAGUCGAGCUGAAUCGAAAGCUAGAGGAAACUACGAAGAGUUUGAAAAAGAUGGCAAGCGAACUCGAAAUCGAAAAGCAGAAAACGGAUGAACUUCUUUGUGAACUGAUGCCAGCAUCUAUUGCGGAUGCUCUUCGACAAGGAAAAAUGGUGGAAGCGAGUGAUUUCGCGGAUUGCACGCUGCUUUUUACGGAUAUUGUGACAUUUACCAACAUAUGCGCCAAAUGCACCCCAUACGAUGUGGUCACACUGCUCAACGACCUAUAUCUGAGAUUCGACAGACUCAUUGGUUUACUCACUUUUGUGACUUCGUCAUUUGCAAGUAAAUCAAGCUCUUCUACAAUAAGUUUUUCUGUCUAA
Necator americanus (New World hookworm) is the source of this 1047-nucleotide messenger RNA. RefSeq lists its product as uncharacterized. The coding region runs from base 1 to 1047 and encodes 348 amino acids. The record is from RefSeq and is a predicted model, not a curated record. The transcript is spliced from 9 exons. NCBI's taxonomy places the organism in Eukaryota, Metazoa, Nematoda, Chromadorea, Rhabditida, Ancylostomatidae. Gene Ontology annotation, molecular function: heme binding; guanylate cyclase activity. Gene Ontology annotation, biological process: response to oxygen levels; cGMP biosynthetic process. Gene Ontology annotation, cellular component: guanylate cyclase complex, soluble.